UUGCGAGAAUUAGCAAGUCCCGCGCUUGCGCACUGCAGCGGCGGCCAGCGGCGCGGCUGACGCGUGAAGGAGGUCUAGCUAGUGUGAAGGCCGGUUCGGCCUUGAGCCCCUGCCACCAUGAGUGGGACCUUAGCGAAGAUCGCGGAGAUCGAAGCCGAGAUGGCUCGGACUCAAAAGAACAAAGCUACAGCACAUCACCUUGGACUGCUUAAGGCUCGCCUUGCUAAGCUUCGAAGAGAGCUUAUCACUCCAAAAGGUGGUGGUGGUGGUGGGCCAGGAGAAGGUUUUGAUGUGGCCAAGACAGGCGAUGCUCGAAUUGGGUUUGUGGGUUUUCCCUCUGUGGGGAAGUCAACUCUGCUAAGUAACUUAGCAGGAGUGUAUUCUGAAGUGGCAGCCUACGAGUUCACUACUUUGACCACAGUACCUGGUGUCAUCAGAUACAAAGGGGCCAAGAUCCAGCUCCUGGAUCUCCCAGGUAUCAUUGAAGGUGCCAAGGAUGGGAAAGGUAGAGGUCGUCAGGUCAUUGCAGUGGCCCGAACGUGUAAUUUGAUCUUGAUUGUUCUGGAUGUCCUAAAACCCUUGGGGCACAAGAAGAUAAUUGAAAAUGAGUUGGAAGGCUUUGGGAUUCGUUUGAACAGCAAACCCCCCAACAUUGGCUUUAAGAAGAAAGACAAGGGAGGCAUUAAUCUCACAGCCACUGAUGGUGCAGACAUUUGGAACAAUAUUUCUACGAAUUAGUUGCCAAUAUCUUGUGCUUUCAUUUAUUUAUCGUGACUUAUAAAGAACUAACCAGAGGCUAAGGAUUAUUUUAAGCUCUGGACAGUGACAAAGGGAGGGAGGAUAUAGAGGAAGGCACAAAGUAGUCACGGACUCUGGUUUUGGGUAAGUGAACAGUUACUGAGGAAAUAAAUAGACUGAGAAGUUUAAGAUGCAGAGGAAAGUAGAGAAAGGGAGGAGGCUGGAAUUGUCCCCUCCCCACACUGUCUGUGGGCUUCAGACUUACAGUGAACUCCAGCUUUUCCUGCUUCUCUGCCUCUUGAGAGCUGGGCUGAAAAGUGUGGCCCAUUGUGCCUGGUUUAUGGGCUUUCUGGGGAUCGAACCCAUGGUUUUGUGUAUCCUACCUAAGUGCAUUUUUACCUUUUCUUUUUUUUUUUGGAGACACAGUUUUUCUCUGUAGUACUGGACUGGAACCUGCUUUUUAGACCAGGCUGGCCUUGAACUCAGGUCUGUCUGCCUCUGCCUCCCUAGUACUGGGAUUAAAGGCCUGUGUCACCACGCCUGGCUUUGGGGCUGCCUUUCCAAGUGCAGUGUCAGUGAAAUAUUCCCUGGUGACCUGAGGGUGUCAAGCAGUCACACAUCCUGGGGAGUUUGUUUGGUGCUGGUGAGGUGCGAGUUCCUGCUGUAUAGACAGGAAAAGCGAGUGAACAAGCCUGGAAAAGUAGCCAGAAACAGCAUAGGCUGUUCACUGUGUUCUGACCCGCCCACCCAGUAACCUUGACUGACUUGCAUGCUUUUGAAUAUUUUUAUAAGUUUUUAUUCAUUUUUUAUGUGUCUGAGUGUUUUGCCUGCAUCUAUGUGUAUCACAUUUGCAUAGUAACUGAGGAGACCAAAAGAGGGCACCUCGUCCCCUGGAGUCUCAGACCCCUUGUGAGUUGGGGGCUGAAACCAGGUCUCCUGCAAGAGCAGCAAGCGCUCAACUGCUGAGCCGUCUCUCCACCCCAGCCUUUAUUUUUUAGUUUACUUUAUUUAAAAAGAUUUAUGUAUUUAUUUUAUGUAUAUGAGUAUACUGUCGCUGACUUCACACACACCAGAAGAGGGCAUCAGAUCCCAUUACAGAUGGUUGUGAGCCACCACGUCGUGGUUGCUGGGAAUUGAACCCAGGACCUCUGGGAGAGCAGUCAGUGCUCUUAACCACUGAGCCAUCUCUCCAACCCUAUUUUUUUACUUUAUAUUUUAGUGUUUUGAGACAAGGUCUCUUAUAUACCAGGCUGGCCAUGAACUUGUUAUGUUUCCAAGGCUUACCUUUAACUCCUGACUCUCCUUUCACCUCUUACAUGUUAGAGUCAUAGGCAUAUGAUACCACACCUGACUUUUAUACUCAGGUUCUAAUGCAACCCAAAUAAGCUUCUGUGUUGAAUUGUUUUAAGAGAUAGAAUGAAGGAACCACAUAAGAGAGUAUUACAGUGGUUCUUUGAAGAACUAUGUCUUGGAGUAUACUGGCAUAUUCCUGUAAUUUCAGUAGUUUGGAAAUGGAGGCAGACCAAUUGUAAGAUAGCUUGGGCUACAUAGCAAAAUCCUGUCUUAAACACUAAAGGCUUUGGUUGCGCAGUGGUGGUGGUGCACGCCUUUAAUGCAUCAGUGGGGAGGCAGAGGCCGGUUGUUCUCCUGAGUUCUAGGGCAGAUAGAACUUCACAGAGCAACCCUAUCUUAAAAAAAAAAAAGCAACAACAAUAAAGGUUUUAUUUUUAUUUCAUGCAUAUGGCUGUUUUCUCUGCAUGAUACAUUAGUGCAUGACUUGUAUGCUUGGUGCUAGGAGGCCAAAGGAUGGUUUUUAGGUGGCCUGGAAGUCUCUGGAGACCAUAUUGGUUUUGAAUUCAAAAGAGCACUUUGAAUUCAAAGAGGCUUUCCUCUGCCUGCUGAUACUGUCAUUAAAAAUGUCCAUCAUCAAAGCUAGAGAAUGACAUCUUUUUUAAAAAAAAUUACGUUUUAUUUUGUAUAUGUGUGUGGGAGUGGUGAAGUGGGUGUUCAUUGUGGUCAGAAGAGGAAUUGCAGACAUCAGUUUUCUCUUCCAACUGUAGGUCCUGAUAAUUGAAUUCAGGGUGUCAGGCUUGGCAGCAGGCCCCUUUGCCUACCGAGCAUCUCACCCUGAAAAUGUCUUCCUUUUAUUUUGUUUUAAUUUUGUGUUUAUGUGGAGGGGUCCAGUAUUUGCUUGUGAGUUCAGGUGCCCAAGGAUCAAGAUGGUGUCAGGUCCUCUAGAAUUAAGAGUCACAGGUGUUUGUGAGCCUCCCUAGGUGGACACUGGGAAUGAAUUGUGGUUCUCUGCAGUAACAGUAAGUACUCUUAACUGCAGAGCCAUCCCUCCAGCCCC
Rattus norvegicus (Norway rat) is the source of this 3088-nucleotide messenger RNA. Lineage: Eukaryota; Metazoa; Chordata; Mammalia; Rodentia; Muridae. The record is from RefSeq and is a predicted model, not a curated record.